This is a messenger RNA of Plasmodium gonderi, 834 nucleotides long. Its product is annotated as variable surface protein. NCBI's taxonomy places the organism in Eukaryota, Apicomplexa, Aconoidasida, Haemosporida, Plasmodiidae. The transcript has 3 exons. The record is from RefSeq and is a predicted model, not a curated record. Bases 1 to 834 code for a protein of 277 amino acids.
AUGGAUAAAGAUAUUUAUAAAUUAGCAAAGGAUUUUCCUGAUCUGAAAAAAAUUAUGGAAAAUGCAAAUUCCAGUAGUAAUGACAGGAUGACUGCUAAUUGUAAUUCAUUUGAUGAAGGUAAAUUUCCAUCUUUUAAUUCCUCUGUUGAAAACAUUUGUAAAAAAGUGGAAGAUUAUAUAUCUACUAUAAAUGUUAGCUACUAUUAUUCGUUUAAAGAAUCCAGGUGUAUAUAUUUGUAUUAUUGGCUAUAUUAUUAUAAUGAUAAUAAUAAGAAACCUGUAAAUGAAGUUAAAAAUCUUUAUCAUAAAUUGAUCAGUGAUCUUGAUUUAACCAAUUGUUACAUAGACGAAAAAAUUGAUUAUAGUACUAUUGCAGAUGAUGAAAUGUCAAAGCUUAAAGAUUUACAAAAAAUGUAUACUAAUGUUAAGAAUACAACUGAAACUGCUUGUACGAAUUGUAAAUGCUUAAACGAAUGUUCACAAAUAUAUGGAACACAUCUGCAAACUUGUAAUUAUAAUAAUAACACAUAUUUUUGUAAAGAAUUAUUAAAUAUAAAAGAAAUAUACGAUAAACAAAUGAUUAACAAUGAAUGUGAAGCUCAUAUCCCCAAAACUUUACCUUCCUUUCAAAGAUAUAACAUAACAACCCUUACAUUAAUUCCAAUUUUUACAACUUUAUUCACGCCAUAUGGUUUAAGCUUUCGAUGUGCAGCUCUUAAGAAAAGAAAACAAUAUAAUAAUAUAAAUAAUGAAAAGAACAUACUGGAAUUAUCUGAAGCAUCCAGUUGUGUUUUAAGAAACAAUAGAUAUAAUAUAUUAUAUAAUUCUAAAUAA